AGUAAAGCAGCAAAAUAAAGCACACUCACGAGUGCUACUUACUCAGAACUCACUCUCUCUCCCCCCUUUCUCUCUCUAGCUAUAUUAUACAUAUACGUACGUAAAUAUCUGUAUCGCUAUAUAAACCUCAUUUACUACUCGACUUUUUCCGAAGUUUUAGCUUUGCGAGAAAUUGUUGGCAAUGAGUCGGGGAAACGAUCCCAAUCCAUUUGACGAGGAAGAGCCUGAAGUCAAUCCAUUUUCGAAUGGUGGCGGGUCGAAGUCACGCAUUCCUAAAGUUGUUGCCAAUACACUGGGCUUUGGUCAGAAACAUGAUGCCACAGUGGAUAUUCCAUUAGAUGCCAUGAACGAUCCCAAGAAAAAGCAGAAAGAGCUUGCAGCUUGGGAAGCAGAUUUGAACAGGAGAGAAAGGGAGAUCAAACGGAGGGAAGAUGCUGUUGUCAGUGCUGGUGUUCCUGUGGAUGAUAGAAAUUGGCCUCCAUUUUUCCCCAUCAUUCAUCAUGAUAUAGCCAACGAAAUACCAGUUCAUGCUCAGAAGCUGCAGUAUUUGGCUUUUGCAAGUUGGUUAGGUAUUGUCCUUUGCCUUGUGUUCAAUGUUAUUGCAAUCACUGUUUGCUGGAUAAGAGGCGGUGGAGUGAAGAUCUUUUUCCUUGCCAUUAUAUAUGCCCUAAUGGGGUGCCCCCUCUCGUAUGUGCUAUGGUACCGGCCUUUGUAUCGUGCAAUGAGGACUGAUAGUGCGCUGAAGUUUGGCUGGUUUUUCUUGUUCUAUAUGCUCCAUAUUGGUUUCUGCAUUGUUGCUGCAAUUGCACCUCCAAUCGUCUUUCAUGGGAAAUCAUUAACGGGCAUCCUUGCUGCCAUUGAUGUGUUCUCUGACCACGUUUUGGUUGGGAUCUUUUACCUGAUUGGAUUUGCAUUCUUUUGCUUAGAAUCACUGCUGAGCUUAUGGGUGCUCCAGAAAGUAUACGCAUUUUUCAGGGGAAACAAGUGAUACUAGAGCACAUCUGGACGUGCCGUGCUUUUCCUUUGGGGUGCUUGAAUAUAUAGAUUUAUUUCUCCUUCAUUUGUGUUUAUCAUUUUUCAGAGGGUUAAUUCAGCUGUUAUACGAAGAUUGUAUUGGACAUAAAAAUACAUUCUUUUAUGACUCAUCGGUUGCUUAGUAACCAGAUUUUUUGCUUCAAUUUUUUUUAUUCAUUUGUAGCAGAAUAUGAAGAGGCCCCUCAUUUUAUAACUGCAACAUGUUUCCUCUUAAAAUAUAUAGUACUGAGAUUUGCUCCUAUUUUUCAUUUAUAAAAUAAACCGCCAUUGUUGCA
Sesamum indicum (sesame) is the source of this 1310-nucleotide messenger RNA. RefSeq names its product secretory carrier-associated membrane protein 4. NCBI's taxonomy places the organism in Eukaryota, Viridiplantae, Streptophyta, Magnoliopsida, Lamiales, Pedaliaceae. The record is from RefSeq and is a predicted model, not a curated record. Gene Ontology annotation, biological process: protein transport. Gene Ontology annotation, cellular component: recycling endosome membrane; trans-Golgi network membrane.